ACACGCGUCUUCAUAACAAAAUGGAAAAUGGAAAAGUUUGGUAUUUCAAGUAGCUGCAAAAGAUCUAAAAGCACAUCGUCUGGAUGUCAAAGAACAGAAUGUAUCUGCCGCAAACUUAUGGAAUCUAUUCAUAUUUCUGAUAUCAAGCACACGAAAAUCCCAGGAAAUGUUUAUUGUAGCAGAAAAAUGCCAACAGCGAAACAAAUAUUGACCAAGUUAAAUGGAGAUUACCACCAAAACCCAAAGCUUUUGUUUGAUGGAGCACGGGUAAGCGCAUAUGAUAGGGGAUUAGAUGGGAAAUGUUUCAACAUGGUCCCUAAACAUAUUCCCCAAAAAGGGAUGUUUAGCUUUCCCUCUGUCGAAUCUUUGUCGGGCGAAUCAACGACCUCGAGCGAGUCAGAUGGAGGCCCAUCUUCUUCUUGUUUGUCAUCCUCAUCGUCGUUUUUGUCUUCUUCGAGUGCUGAUGAUGACUUAAUGUAUGGCGGAAAUGGUUUAUCUGGUACUUGUUCCGAGGAUGGAAAUCAUGAGAUCGUGUCCAAUGGAUCCGAUUCGGAAGACAAGUUUGAUUUGUCGUCCUUAAAUAAUUCAGAAGGGGAAGACACUGAUGCCUUUGUCCGGCAUGUGUCGACACCGCAAUGCCAGAAUCUCACCAAUCCUGCACAGUUGGCCAAAUUAAAAAAGUACAAGAAACUCGGAGAAACUGUUAAUUCCACAUACUUGAAUAAAUAUGAAGUAGGCAAAUACGCUUCUGUUGGUGGUCAUUUAGAAACAUCUGGCAAAAACUUGAAAGAGAACAUUGACAAAAACGAUAAAAAAUUCUCUGUCUAUCGCUUGUGUACAUCUCGCUCGGGAGGCUCAACUUCUCAGCGCAUGUGCAAAUCUUUAAAAACAGUUACAAAGAGAAAUAAAAACUGCAAGUAUUUCAAAAUCACCAAAGUAGAAUCCGAUAGUUCUUGGGAAGAUCUGACGUCCCGUCGUGGUUAUAACAGUCUCUCUGACUACAAAGGGGCGAUGUCAUUUAGUCAUGACUACAACAGUCUGUUAGAUUACAAAGCAGAGACCGAGCUUCUGGAUAAGGUUGGUUUGAAUUUAUUUACGAAGGAAAUGAUCGGGAUAUCAAAGAAAUACAGAAUCUUAGAAAGCCAAAAGGAGAAUGAACAUUUAGGAAAUAUGCAAGAUAUCCAAGGUGAAAGAUAUCAUGAUGAUUUUUCAAAUAAUCCUGGAAGAUAUCAGACACUGAAGGAACUAGAGGAUAACAUCAACAACAAUGCAAAUCAAGAUGACGCGCGCAAAAACCAUCCCCCGCAGAUGGAAGAGAGGAAGAAUAAAUAUUCUUUAAGUUCUGGAAAUUUGGUGGAAGAGAUGCAAAGGAAAAGUCAAAACGAAUUGAAACAUCGCCUGGUUCAACUCAUUAAAGAACAAGACAAAAUGCUGCGAGAAUUUGAUUUCGUGGAAACGAUGAAAGGAAGAGCGGCCAGAGGAAGGAGUUGCGUCGCUCUCGACAAUACGCAGUGGAAGUUGGAAAUGAAAGCAGUCGAAAACGACUACAAGAUGAGAGUUGAUGGUAUUGUCAAUGAUCUAAAGGCGUCAAUGAAGGGUGAAAGGGGUUCCUCAACAGGUUCAGUGAAAAAUAAAGACAUCCAAGAGGAACCGCAAAAAGGAGUGAACAAUAACGCUGAUAGCAGACGAGCCGAGCAGAGAGAAGAGUCGCAUGGGUUCUUUAGAAGUUUGUUUAGACGAAAGCCUGAUUCCACCAACCGGGAAGAAAGUGCUAAUGAGCAUGCGCCAUCUGGAUUCAGCCUCCGGAAAUUGUUUAGGCGUACUCGAAAAGUUAAAGAUAACGGUAGUUCGAAACAAGAGCGCACUGAACAAGAUCAAGAAGAAAAGAACGAACCCAAGUACGAAAUUUUCAAUGAAAAAUAUAUGUCAAACUCCCUACAGAAGCUGAAAAGGAUCCUCAAAAACAUGCUGCUUGAUUUUUCAAACGCAAGUGAUGUGGAUUUUCUGCUGGAGGAAGCCAAACUAUUGGCUGGUGUCUCUGAUGAAAUGGAGUCCGUUUGUAAUAAGGAAAUCGCAAGAAUUGAGACGAAGUUUCGAAGAAAAUUUGAGAAGAGGCUAAAAACCAAAAUCUGCAAAGAAAAUGAAAAUUAUCAAGAUGAAAAAAUUGAGGAGAAUGUUAUUCUGGAUGAAUCUGAGCCUGGGGUGUCACAUCAAUGGCGAAAACUCUAGUUUCAUUUCGACGUUGUGAACAGAAUAAUUCGUAAUAUUAUAUAAGCAGUACAUAAUUAUAUCAUUAAUGGCUCUAUCCGAUAUUUUUCCCAACAGUGCAAAUUUUCCCAAAAUUCAAAAUUUUAUGUAUUUAUAUCCAGUCUGGCAUAGGGGAAAAGAUAAUAUUAGGUAGUAAACAAAUUCUCUAUCAGGUCUAAUUUAAAAUCAAAGAUGUUAUUUGCUUAUAUAAUGAUACAUCAUUUUGUAAAGUAAAAUUCUAUA
Messenger RNA from Magallana angulata, 2490 nucleotides. RefSeq lists its product as uncharacterized. Bases 28 to 2229 code for a protein of 733 amino acids. Lineage: Eukaryota; Metazoa; Mollusca; Bivalvia; Ostreida; Ostreidae. The record is from RefSeq and is a predicted model, not a curated record. The transcript has 4 exons.